Messenger RNA from Mesorhabditis belari, 1581 nucleotides. The record is from the annotation of a GenBank genome assembly. Lineage: Eukaryota; Metazoa; Nematoda; Chromadorea; Rhabditida; Rhabditidae.
AUGAUCAACGGUGAAGAGGAAACAAAAAAAAUGCCGCCACAUGUGCAAAAAUAUCGAAUUGGCGAGGCAAUAAAGGACUCACCAACUCAUGACUACGAUGGAUUGGCACAGAAAAACUUUGAUCAUUUUCAGAAACCGAUCGAUCUUAAUCAGAUUCGAGCCCGUGGUUUACCCGAUAAAACCCCGGAACGCCAAAGCAAAACGUCUUUUCGAUGGAAAGAUGUCGGAAUGCAUUCUCUCCGUAUCGCGAUCAUUGUGGCUGGUGGUUUGGCAGUGUUCUUCUGGAUUUGUUCUCAAAGAAAUCCCAGUGAUGGAUCGAAGAUUGGAUGGGUUGGAGAGGCAAAUUAUUCUCUUCCCGCCUAUUUUGAGCUCAAAUCGCCAAUGAUUGUCGGUCAAAAUAUUCACAUUGUUGGGAAUAUCAAAGAAGAUGCGACAAAAAUUUGCGUUUACUUGCUCAAGAACGACACUGACCCGUCAACUUUACUGCGAGUGUGCUCGUUUUUCACGAAAGAUUCUGGACUGACCGACGGCUAUUCAGAGUAUACAGCUGUCAUGCAAAAUGGAACGGAAACAUCGAAAACGACAAAUCCUUAUGAACGUCUCGGCGAGUACGACUUGCGAAUGCGUAUCUUGUCCGGUUAUGUACAGGUUUUUGCUCAAGGUGGAGAGAUCGGGAUCUUCGAGAGACCGGAUCUUUCUGAGGUGACUCACGUUGUUGCAUCUGGGGAUUUCGAUACGAUCACAUUGAUUUCAAUAUCUGGCGGGAACUAUUCAAAUCCAUUCACCGGCUCUUACACUCUUCCAUUCAAUUACCGCCUUGACAUCGCCGCUCAACCAUUGCCAAAAGUGGAUUCAACGCUUGUACACAUGGAGAAUCUCCUCGAGACUCCAACAACGACCGUUAGUCCGAAUAAAACGGAAAUGGAUGAUCCCUUUAAAAACUAUGAAUUGGAGCAUAGACGCGUGAAACGAAAAGGAUCAUUCAGUUCUCGAGGCUCUUCUGGAGCUCGUUCCUCAUCAUCUGGUAGUCGAGCCUCAAGUACUUCAAGGAGUACAAGCGGUGUGCACAGUACGGUACAGGUGGCGAGUCGGAGCUACGGAGGAGCGACUGGGGGUCGUUCGACUUUCAAUUUUGCCUCGUCUCCCAUUCUAAUCGUUCCCCCAUCCUACAGUUAUCGUACAACAACCGGCUCGAUCAUUUACAUGCAUUCGUACAGUGGAUCGCAUGCCACUCUUUCCAAUGGAUUUCUCUAUCCGACAAGCAAAAUGGUGAACAUCAGUCUGAUCGCCGAUGAGAAUACGUAUCCUAUGCAGGUCUCAAUUAACUUUCAAGCGAAGACAAUCGAGCGAAACGCGAAAGUCGACGGUGUUUGGGGAGAAGUCGAGAAGAAAGGAUCCAUGCCGAUGGAUAAUUGGAGAAUUUUUUCCUGUACUAUCGUGAAUUCCAAUUCGACUUUCGAGAUCUAUUUCAACGGUGUUCAUUUCACUCCGUUCAAACAGCGAACGACAAAAAGCGUUUUGCGAGUUCAUCUCGAAGGAGAUCUUGAAUUGUUCUCCAUUGGCUCAACGCUGAAAACUCAA